UUGUUCUAAAGAAAGUGGCCAAACAACAUUCACUUCCUAAAAGGAGGUUGAGAAAUUCCCCAGAGAAGGGCAUGUGACUUCUUGAAGUCACACCAGGAAGAGCGAAAGCGUAUAGCCAUACGCUCGGCAUAUAAGAUAAAUGAACAUGAGAGGCAGAGAGGAAGAGGGAGGGCAGUAAAUAGUUUCUCUUCUGUUCGAGGAGGAGGCGGAGAUAUCAGCAAAGCAGAGUCUGAGUGGAAGAGCUUGCUGCUUCUGUGUCUGACACAGUGAGCCUAGGUUGUAUCAUCCAGCGCAGCAAUCCUGGACGGCCUCUCAGCUUUCUUGGUCCUCCUUACCAAAGAGCUGAUCACAAACACAGACUUCCUGCGACCAUGGCUGGUGUGACGGAGAUGAGGACCUGGAUUGAGCCUGUUGUCGCUGGUGCGCAGCUUGCUAGCUCUUUCUAUGACACCGGGUUGCUGCUGGUGGUGAACAAUUACUACAACCGGACCAAUGCCUCUACAUUAGCACAUUCCGGUGAGGUUGCUCAACAGAAAGCCGUCUCCAACUUUUACAUCAUCUACAACCUCAUCCAGGGCCUGACCCCACUGGUGUCGGCUUAUGGCCUGGCUAAGCUGGGUGAUAUGAAGAGCAGAAAGAUCUCCAUCUGCGUACCUCUCACUGGCUAUUUGCUUUCCCGGAUCCUUCUCCUGCUUAUGAUCCUGUUGGCAUGGCCGAUCGAGGUGAUGUAUGGGGGCGCUGCCUUCCAUGGUCUGACCGGUGGCUUCACCACUUACUGGGGCAGCGUCAUGGCAGUGGGGUCCCAGGGCUCCUCCGAAGGCAAGAGAUCACUGCGUCUCAUUGCUAUUGAGCUCAUCUAUGGCAUAGCUGGCUUUGUGGGGAGCAUAGCAUCUGGGCACCUUUUUACCAUUUUCCACCUUAAUUACCAGCAUGGGACAGUGCUGAUUUCUUGCAGUGUUGCUCUAUAUGCUUUCUGUCUCAUCUACAGCCUGCUUGUCCUCAGAGUCCCCAAGCCUGGGGGUCCAGCCGCUUCAACAGACAGAGACCAUCCUGACAACAAGCUGGCUGAUGGCGAAGAAGAUUCCAUCUUUCAUGAGAGGCAUGCUCCUCUGGUACCAUCCAAACUUAUAAUUGCCAUGCUGUUUCUGGCAGCCAUCCUGUAUGACUUAACCGUCGCAGGUGCCAUGGAUGUACUGCCAAUCUUUCUGCUUAAGGAACCCCUGAGUUGGGGACCAGUAUAUAUUGGCUAUGCCUAUGCUGCAGGCUAUAUGAUCUAUAUCACCAGCUUCCUGGGAGUCCUUGUGUUCUCCAGAUUUUUAAGAGACACCACAAUGAUCCUGAUAGGGAUCAUGUCCUUCUCUACUGGCAUCUUCAUCAUGGCCUUUGUGCAAUGGACAUUCCUCUUUUUCAUUGCUCGUGCAGUGAUGCUGUUUGCCCUCAUCCCCUUGCCCACCAUCAGAUCUUUGCUAUCCAAACAGGUUGAAGGAUCAUCCUACGGCAAGAUGUUUGUUUUACUUCAGCUGUCGCUGGCCAUCACAGCUGUUGUGACGGGAACAGUUUUUAAUAAAAUCUAUCAGGAAACACUGACCUGGUUCCGUGGGUUCUGCUUUCUGUUGUCAUUUGGUAUCGCUUGCCUAAGCCUCAUCCCUAUCAGUAUUGUAGCAUUCAAGCAACGUGUAUCAUCUGGUUCACUGGAGAUCUUAACCAAUUGAUAGGAGAAGGAUGCUAUGUCUGUUUUGGAAGCAGACACGCUGGUCAGAACCUAAGUGGAGAGCCUGGCAGUGUGACAGCACAAAAGGAAACCUUGCUCUUGCCAUGGAUUGCAGUGGGAGAGGUGCUUCUCUUUGAGUAGCUCAAUAUGGGACGGUUGAGCCGCUUAAAAACAGGGGCUGACAUAUUGCCCAACAGUAUGUCCGCCUUGCACAAACACAAAAUCUGUGCAAAUUUUGUGACACAAGAGUAAGCCUAGUGGAAGGAAUGGGCUUUGCCUUGUGUAACACAGAUUUUGCAUUUGUGCAAUUUACCCAAGUUACACAAACACAGCCUUCCUAGCACUUACAUUUAUAUACCGCUCUAUAGCCGGAGCUCUCUAAGUGGUUUACAAUGAUUUUUUAGCAUAUUGCCCCCAACAUUCUGGGUACUCAUUUUACUGACCUCGGGAGGAUGGAAGGCUGAGUCAACCUUGAGCCCCUGGUCAGGAUCGAACUUGCAACCUUCUGGUUACAGGGCGGCAGUUUUACCACUGCGCCACCAGGGGCUCUUCCUCGGCUGACGUGCUGGUGCAGGAACAUCAGCCAGGGCACCGAGGGCAGGUGUGAGGAAGUUAGCAGCUACAGGACGAGGAGUGGCAUUCCACCCAUUGUUCAGUGUGGUAGGGUUGCUUCUGGGAUCACCUUGUAUAAGACUGCUUCUGCUUUCCACCCAGUUCCUAACCUUGACACACACCCGCUUAUGUAACACACUCUGCUCCAAGAGCAAAUCUGUAAUGGUAUAGAAGAGACACACUGGCUCUAGCAAAAAGAAAGGAUUUCUUUAAACAAAGCGGGUUGUUACUGACUCGCCCACCAGGUAGUGAGCCACCUUUCUAAGUGGCAGGCAAGCUUGCUGCUUCCAUGGCAAUUUAAACCCCCACUGGUGCAGCUUGUAGAGGCAGGGAGGCUCCCUCUCUACUAAGGAGUGGGUCCCCCAAUGCUACACCCAUUGGGAUGGCACCUCCCCACUUGCACAAGUCAUGCCAGUGGAGUUUAAAGAAUAUUGGAAGAGAAUAUUCUCCUAUACCACACCACCUACUUACAGAGGCAAUUCACUGAGCUAUGUGUGACCAGGGAUGCUCUAGGGAUGCUGGGGUGGAAAGGAAGCUGGGGUGGGGUGGAAGCAGGACUAAGACAAGCUACAUAGACAAGAGAGACAGAACUACUGGUAGGGACCAAUGAGGGACCUGUAGGCUAGAUAGAUCUAGAGCACAUACCCCUACCAGCAAAUUCUGCACAUGGUCACCCAACAGGCUGAAAGGGGCCAUGAAGAAGGGGUGAUGGGCCUCCAUUUCACAUAAUGCUUUGAACUCGCUAGAUAGUUCUUGGCUACUGGCAUCUCGCUGAAAAGCAAGAUGGCUGCUCAUGGAGCACACUUGUUGUGCUUCCAGCCCUAUGGUGAACAGUUUUUUUGUAUUUCUUCAACACACCUGUAAGAUCAGUGGAAAUAGAAAAAAUAAAGGUUCCUUUCACUCAUUACACCUUUGGCUCCAGCUUAAAACAAUAAGCCUACAGUACAUCUAAACUGAACACAUACAUCCAGCCUCUGUAUUUGUAGGAUCACAGCUUUUGAACACUAUAAUUAAAAAAAAACCCCACACACAACACCUACACCACCUAAUUGAGGCUUCUCCUCUAGUAUACCCAAUCCGUUUAUAGCUCAAUUUUAGCUGACCUCCUUCAGCUCUACAGUAUCCUUUCUGAGAUGGGGCAUUAGAUGUCACUAUUUUGGAUGCAUGUGUACUAUAGAUUUAUAAAGCACUAUGAAAUUUGAUCUUCUGUGCCUUUCAAAAUAAAGUUCUG
Hemicordylus capensis (graceful crag lizard) is the source of this 3554-nucleotide messenger RNA. RefSeq names its product solute carrier family 46 member 2 (gene SLC46A2). Gene Ontology annotation, cellular component: membrane. The record is from RefSeq and is a predicted model, not a curated record. Gene Ontology annotation, molecular function: transmembrane transporter activity. Gene Ontology annotation, biological process: transmembrane transport. Bases 372 to 1712 code for a protein of 446 amino acids. NCBI's taxonomy places the organism in Eukaryota, Metazoa, Chordata, Lepidosauria, Squamata, Cordylidae. The transcript has 4 exons.